UCUAAUUAUCGAGUUUGGAGUGCGGAUAAUCCGAUGGCCAAUCCGGAGCUGAAACGACGCGAGGAGGAACUCCAAAUGAAGCGCGUAUGCCGGUUUUGUCUAGAGCCGGACGCUUCGCUGUUGUCCAAAAUCUACGAGAAAGAAUCGAAACCCUCAACAGCACCGCUGACGCUACAAAUAAUGGCUUGUGUGGCCGUCGAGGUCUAUCCCGGAGACGGAAUGCCCGAGUUCAUCUGUAGCGCGUGCCGCGGUGUGAUGGAGCACAGUUAUCAGUUUAAACAGAUUUGCAAAAAAGCCGAUACGCUGCUGAAAUCCUAUCUCACCACCGGCGAAUGGCCUGCUAAGUUAACGGUACCAAAGUUAAUGCCGCAGUCUCCGCCUGCUACCGUUUCCAAGGCCACCAUUCCAAAACCCACCGUUUCAAAAGUUACAGUUUCUGUAGCGAUACCGAAGACAGGAUCAAAACAGUCGCUAGAAAAAGGAAUCCCUUCCAAAGCAUCAACAGAGGCUACGCAGGAACCGAAGCCGGCAAUAAAAACCGAAAAGCUGUCGCCCCGUAUAAUCGUCUUGGGUACGAACAGUUUGCAGCAAAUCAAGAAAGGGCAACCGGUCGCCAGUGCUCCCCAGCCGCCUUUGACACUCUUACGUCCCGCGGGCCCACAACAUACCUCGACACCGAUCGUCCGUCGACCGGCCCCCAAACCACCGAUAACAGUGCAGGCAGUGCAACUAGCUGAACCGGAACCGGUUCAAGAAACGAAACCGGUGCUCUCGCAACCACGGCCUGCUGCAAAGAAGCCAAAGAUUUUAAAUGGUCUCGGCAAGCCAGUGUUAUCAAAGGUUGAAGAGAGCUUCGUAUCCACGGGUGACGGUACGGUGCAGAUGGUGAUUAAACCGACGGACGACGUAGCUCACGGGCCAGAGGCAGUUGAAUACAUAACCGGUGAUGACUACGGUGAAAGGGAUGUGUUUCCCUGUUCGGAGUGCGACCGUUCGUUUCCGCUGAAGCAGCUGCUAGACAUUCAUAAGCUAAACCACUCCCGGGAACGGAACUUCCCGUGCGAAGAGUGUGAUAAGCGGUUCUUCACGAAGUACGAUCUCGCAAAGCACAUGUCCACUCAUACCGGUGAGCGGCCGUACGUGUGUGUGAUUUGCCGGGCCGCGUUCAGCCGCUCGACGCUGCUUACACGCCACCAGACCGUGCAUAAGGACCAACCGAAGUACCGAUGCGUUUACUGUGGACGCGAGUUCCUGGCACCGGCGGAUCUGGGCAAGCACAUGGCAAACCACGAAAAGACACGUCCCUUCCAGUGUUCCUCCUGUCCGAAGAGCUUCCGCUACAAGCAGGGUCUAGAGCGGCAUGAGGUGACGCAUGCUGCCAAUCAGCCGUUCAAGUGCGAAUAUUGCCACCUGAGCUUUAUGUCGAAAGUGAAGCUAUCGCGCCACUUGACGGCACAUGCCGGUUCUCGGCCGUAUCCGUGUCGAAUGUGCAGCAAGUCCUUCCUGUUGAGCCAUCACCUUACGCGGCAUCUGCGGAGUCACGGCACGAGCGAUCAGGCCCAGUAUCGGUGUAGCGAUUGCGAGAAAGUGUUCAAGGAUCAGAACUCGCUCAUCUACCAUUCAGCGCAGCAUGCUACCGAAAGUCUGACGUGUCCUCUGUGCCGCGAACAUUUCGAGGAUGUAGAGCAGGUGGUCGAGCAUAUUCAGUGCCAUUCCGACACGCCACAGUUUCUCUGCGACUACUGCGAUCUCAUGUUUAUCAGCCAAGCGAAGCUGGAGGCUCACUGGAAACAAAUGCAUCUGAAUGAGCUGGCCCAGGAGCGGUCCUCGGUUCAGCACAAGCAAAUCAUGGAGGAAGAUGGAGCAGAAGCAUCGAUGGAGAGCGAAGAUACGGAUAAGGAGGGACAACAGAAGCAAUCAGCGCAGGGGAAUCUCCUGCUUACCAACGAGCAGCGUACAAGGCAGAUCACGAUCGAUGGUGAGCUGAUCGAGGCAGACAUGCUGUUAGAAUCCGAUGUCGCAGGAUUCGAUGAAGGGAACGGGAUUUAUCUUUACGAUGAAAAUGGAGAAAUCUUCCGAGAUCAACCGGAAGUGGAGAACAGUCUGGUGUUCGAAGUGACGGAACUCGAGCUGACACCCAAGGAGGAGGAAAACAACGAUCCGCUUCCGCUCGCUGACCCAUUGGCCACACGAAAAUCUAAACCAUCAUCACAACCAAACGAACCAAGCAAAGCCAAGACGACAUCAGAGGAUGCUAGCAAGAAGCCGAAUCGGCAGACCAGUUUGGAGAACUACUUCAACAAAGAUACAAAGAAAACGGUAUCGGAGGUGCUGAAGAACCUGCCGAAGGGUGUGACGGUUAAAAUGCCAACAUCGUCGGGCAAGGCACAGGAGAAACCAGUUCCUCCCGCUGCCAAGGAACCAAAAGUAUCUCCAGCUGCAACGGCACAAAAAAGAAAAACGGUCACCGAACUUCCGGUUGCGAUAGCAAGCACCACCAUUAAAAAGACUUCCACGGAAGCCCCGAAGAGUGCAUCCACCGGAAACACCGAUAAGAGUAUCCCGCCUAAGGCAAAGGUGCGAGUUGUGACGAAAAACGACGGUCCCCAGGAGGCGGUACGGGAGAAAUCUGUCGCAGUGAAAGCGGCGCAUGAAAGAAAGUUGCCUACCAAAGCAGUGGCCACCGCUGCAGGCAGGCCGAGCGUUGCGGUGAAGCGUCCAGGAGAACCGACCCGUUCUUCAGCCGAUGAGGGAGCGGGUCCUAGCAAACGGCCAAUGACACAGCGAGCAAGCAUCGCGACUAGCAACGCGAUAAAAGUAGACACUACUAGUAUCCGGGCGAUGAAACGUGUAACUGCCGGUACGCCCGUUGGUAAGCCGAUCGAGAUGAAAGUCGGCGGGGAAAAGAUCAAGAUGCACAAAGUCUACCCGAAGUCGGGCCAGGCCAAUCAGAUCAAACUGAGAAGCAAGCAGUAAGAAGAUAGGUGUUUUUAGGAUCUCAAUGUAAGCGUUUAUUUUCUCUUAUUUGUGACGAUGGAGUGUUUUUCAGUUGCCCAAGCAUGACAUUUUUUUUUUAAGGAUGAUUUGAGUAUUCGAUUGUUGCCAAUCUAGAAGAGCGAUUCAAUGUGAAGCGUUAAGUUUAAUUAACUUAAUAACUAGCCGAUA
Messenger RNA from Anopheles aquasalis, 3165 nucleotides. Its product is annotated as RE1-silencing transcription factor-like. Gene Ontology annotation, cellular component: nucleus. The record is from RefSeq and is a predicted model, not a curated record. Lineage: Eukaryota; Metazoa; Arthropoda; Insecta; Diptera; Culicidae. Gene Ontology annotation, molecular function: zinc ion binding.